This is a messenger RNA of Charadrius vociferus (killdeer), 3720 nucleotides long. It is a transcript of the gene FRMD4A, whose product is annotated as FERM domain containing 4A. Gene Ontology annotation, biological process: establishment of epithelial cell polarity. The record is from RefSeq and is a predicted model, not a curated record. The transcript is spliced from 25 exons. Gene Ontology annotation, cellular component: cytoskeleton; bicellular tight junction; adherens junction. NCBI's taxonomy places the organism in Eukaryota, Metazoa, Chordata, Aves, Charadriiformes, Charadriidae.
AUGGCUGCUGUGCUUUUUGGCUUUGAGGAUCUGCUCUACAGCUGGGACAGCCUGGUGUGGAGCCUGACAUCCCGGGCUCUGAGGACUUGCCGCUUUGGAAACCUGAGGGUCCUGCAGCUCAUGCUGAAGCCAUGGUGCAUUUCCAGAGCCGUUUACCAGAUGACGGAGGGCCGCAGAUGCCAAGUGCACCUCCUCGACGACAGGAAGCUGGAGCUCCUCGUUCAGCCAAAGCUUUUGGCCAAGGAGUUGCUUGACUUGGUGGCAUCUCAUUUCAACCUGAAGGAGAAGGAGUACUUCGGAAUUGCAUUCACAGAUGAAACGGGACACCUGAACUGGCUUCAGCUGGACCGGCGGGUGCUGGAACAUGACUUCCCCAAAAAGUCAGGACCGGUUGUUUUGUACUUUUGUGUCAGGUUCUACAUUGAAAGCAUCUCCUAUCUGAAGGACAAUGCCACCAUUGAGCUGUUUUUCUUGAACGCCAAGUCCUGCAUCUACAAGGAACUCAUUGAGGUUGACAGUGAAGUGGUGUUUGAACUGGCUGCAUACAUCUUGCAGGAGGCAAAGGGAGAUUUUUCAAGCAAUGAAGUUGUAAGGAAUGAAUUAAAGAAGCUGCCAGCCCUUCCAACACCGGCGCUGAAGGAGCAUCCUUCCCUCGCUUACUGUGAGGAUCGAGUAAUAGAACAUUACAAGAAACUAAAUGGGCAGACAAGAGGUCAAGCAAUUGUGAAUUACAUGAGCAUUGUAGAAUCCCUCCCAACAUAUGGAGUGCAUUAUUAUGCAGUAAAGGACAAGCAGGGAAUUCCUUGGUGGUUAGGGCUUAGCUACAAGGGGAUUUUUCAGUAUGACUACCAUGACAAAGUGAAACCAAGAAAGGUAAGAUUUUGGGAGGUGUUAUAAAACCUCUUGUUCAAGGAGGGUAAGUUCUCGGUGGAGGUGCACGACCCGCGCAGGGCAUCUGUGACCAGGAGGACUUUUGGGCAUAGUGGCAUCGCUGUGCAUACAUGGUACGCCUGUCCAGCACUAAUAAAGUCUAUCUGGGCUAUGGCCAUUAGUCAACAUCAGUUCUACCUGGACAGAAAGCAAAGCAAGUCCAAGAUUCAUGCUGCAAGAAGCCUGAGUGAGAUUGCGAUUGACCUGACUGAAACUGGAACACUCAAGACCUCAAAGCUGGCCAACAUGGGGAGUAAAGGCAAAAUUAUCAGCGGCAGCAGCGGGAGUCUUCUGUCAUCAGGUUCCCAAGAGUCAGAUAGUUCUCAGUCUGCCAAGAAAGACAUGCUGGCUGCACUGAAAUCCAGGCAAGAAGCUUUGGAAGAGACACUGCGCCAACGCUUGGAAGAGCUAAAGAAACUGUGUCUCCGAGAAGCGGAGCUCACAGGAAAGCUGCCACGAGAAUACCCCCUAGAUCCUGGGGAGGAGCCGCCUAUUGUAAGGAGAAGAAUAGGAACUGCCUUUAAACUGGAUGAGCAGAAAAUCCUGCCCAAGGGAGAGGAGGCAGAGCUGGAGCGCCUGGAGAGGGAGUUUGCCAUUCAGUCCCAGAUCACAGAGGCUGCCCGGCGCCUGGCAAGUGACCCGAACGUCAGCAAAAAGCUGAAGAAACAGAGGAAGACAUCCUACCUGAACGCACUGAAGAAACUGCAGGAGAUCGAAAACGCCAUCAAUGAGUAUCGCAUCAAAUCUGGAAAGAAGCCAACCCAGAGAGCCUCCCUGAUCAUAGAUGAAGGAAACAUUGCCAGUGAAGACAGUUCCCUCUCGGAUGCCCUUGUUCUCGAGGAUGAGGAUUCUCAGGUCACCAGCACAAUAUCCCCUCUCCAGUCCCCACACAAAGGACUCCCUCCCCGGCCACCCUUGCACAACAGGCCUCCUCCUCCACAGUCGCUGGAAGGCCUCCGCCAAAUGCAUUACCACCGCAAUGACUAUGACAAGUCCCCCAUCAAACCCAAGAUGUGGAGCGAGUCAUCCUUGGAUGAACCCUAUGAGAAGGUCAAGAAACGCUCCUCACACAGUCAUUCCAGCAGUCACAAGCGGUUCCCCAGCACCGGGAGCUGUGCUGAGGCAGGAGGGAGCAGCUCACUGCAAAACAGCCCCAUCCGGAGCCUUCCCCACUGGAACUCCCAGUCCAGCAUGCCAUCAACACCAGAUCUACGGGUACGCAGUCCACACUACGUCCACUCCACGCGGUCAGUAGACAUCAGCCCAACCAGACUGCACAGCUUAGCUCAGCACUUUAGACACCGGAGCUCCAGUUUGGAGUCGCAAGGCAAGCUCCUUGGCUCAGAAAAUGAGACAGGGAGCCCUGAUUUCUACACCCCAAGGACUCGUAGUAGUAACGGCUCUGACCCCAUGGACGACUGCUCUUCCUGCACCAGCCAUUCCAGCUCUGAGCACUACUACCCUGCUCAGAUGAACCCCAACUACUCCACCCUGGCAGAGGACUCCCCAUCAAAAGCCAGAGAGCGGCAGAGGCAAAGGCACAAAUCGGCGGGCAACCUGGUCUCUUCCAAUUCAGGGAGCAUGCCCAACCUGGCUGCAAGGAACGGGACAGGACACCACCGCGUCUACCUGCACAGCCAGAGCCAACCCUCCUCCCAGUACAGGAUCAAAGAGUAUCCUCUGUACAUUGAGGGCAGCUCCACACCCGUGGUGGUGCGGAGCCUGGAGAACGACCAGGAGGGACACUACAGCGUGAAAGCACAAUUCAAAACCUCCAACUCGUACACAGCGGGGGGGAUGUUUAAGGAGAACUGGCAUGGGGAUGAAGUGGACUCCGUCAGGCUCACCCCCUCCCGCUCCCAAAUCAUAAGGACUCCAUCUCUGGGCAGGGAGGGCCAUGAGAAAGGCUCGGGUAGGACUGCCGUGUCGGACGAGCUGCGGCUCUGGUACCAGCGGUCCACAGCCUCCCACAAGGAGCACAGCCGCCUCUCGCACACAAGCUCCACUUCCUCGGACAGCAGCUCCCAGUACAGCACAUCUUCGCAAAGCACCUUUGUGGCGCACAGCCGGGUCACGAGAAUGCCUCAGAUGUGUAAAGCAACAUCAGCUGCCUUACCUCACAGCCAGAGGAGUUCAACACCGUCGAGUGAACUAGCAGCCACGCCGCCGGGCAGUCCCCACCACAUUCUCACAUGGCAGACUGGAGAAGCAACAGACAACUCACCCACUAUGGAUGAGUCUCAGUCUCCAACCCACCAAAGUACUGAUGAAUAGAGGAGCUACAACGAUAGCUGUUUCCUGGAUUCUCCCCUCUAUCCAGAAUUAGCAGAUGUCCAGUGGUAUGGGCAGGAAAAAGCCAAGCCUGGGACUCUAGUGUGAACCCCUGACCUCAAGUUAAUCACAUCAAUGCCAUUCUGAGAUCACCUCACUGCCUCUCAUUUGCCUUACCCAGAUGCACUGUCACCCAGCACCAGCUUCAACUCUAAGCACUUUUCUCACGAUGCAAUUCAAGGCGACAUUAACAGAACACUGGCCCUGAGACAUCCACCACCACAGCGACGGACCGCAGCGCAUCCCAUUGCCAGACUGGUGCAUAUCCUUCCCACAGCCUGCAGGGCAGCGGGUGCAGAUGAGCAGCCAUCAUAAUAGUCAGUUGGCAAUUUAAAAAUUUAUUUUCCUUUGAAACAAUGGAAGCCUUUCAAGGCUUACAUCAAAUCUUACCAUUCUGCGGCAUGUAACAGCAGCAAGCUUUCCAUGACCUGCGAUCUGAAGCCAACAGAGCAUUAGUUU